AUGCCGCCCAAAAAGAAACUCCAUCCGGCUAUAGAUCCCAACUCGUCCUUUACUCCCGAGAAUUUCGAAAAGGAGCUCAAGGCUCUGGCAAGCAAAGCCAAGGAUGAGACGUGGUUCAAAGCCUUCAAGGAACAAACCUCACCCUUUGUCAAGCCUCUCGUCCUGUUGACCCUCAUCGCAGCCUAUGCGAAUGUUUCGCAGCUCGCCUUGUCUCCAGUCUAUGGGUCAAUACCGUCUUCAAUAUGGCAUUCCAAAGUCGUUAUGACGGCCUGUUUUGCCGGAUGGUCUUCUAACCUUAUUAUGAACCGAUACUUGCCCCUCAAGCCCCUUUACCUCCUUCCCGUGAUAGCCCUCUACAUCCCCAUGGUUCAGUUUUAUCUCUUCAAAUUGAGUGAUGUUCUGAGCGCCAGUUGGGGACCUCUGGUGACGGAGGUGUUGACACUCUUCCCUCUCAUAGUCAUCUCGGUCGCUUGCACGGCGACUUCUCUCGAGGGCGCCGACUUCAGCCGCCUCCCCAAGUGGCUUGGAGAUGCCAUGCCUGGGCUGGGCUCAUGGGGCUUUUACUUGCUGGCAGAGAAGUAUUCUGGCCAAUAUGUUGCGAGUUCCAUGGGGAAGAAUAUAUUCCAGACCCGGAUGGGCCUCGAAGUGAUCCUGGGAGCAUGCUAUGCGCUCUUGGCCCCUUCCAAGCUCCUCCUCUAUGCCAUCCCGGCCCUGCUGCACACUGCUGUCUUCAAUACCCAUGUGGCCUCUCCAAUGGCGCUGCAGGCAUUGAACAACGGCAUAGCGUCCGAAGGGUGGACGGUCCUGGAUCGACGGGAGUCGUUGACGGGGUACAUAUCUGUUCUCGAAAACCACGCCCAGGCGUUUCGCGUAAUGCGAUGCGAUCAUAGCCUCCUGGGCGGCGAGUGGAUCAAUUUCAAAGAUGGCGAUGUUGCGGAGCCGGUAUAUGGAGUGUUCGUCAUGUUGGAGGCCGUGAGACUCGUCGAAGUCCCUCAACGUGUCAAAGACAGUGACGCGAAGGCGUUGGUCAUUGGACUUGGCAUCGGAACCACACCCGCAGCUUUAGUUGCUCAUGGUAUCGAUACUACUGUCGUGGAGAUCGAUCCUGUUGUCUACGACUUUGCAUCCAGAUAUUUCCGCUUGCCGGCUAACCACACUCCUGUCAUCGAGGAUGCUAUAUCAUACACCGACAGACUGGUCAAUCAGACGGAUGGCCGCAGAUUUGACUACGUUGUGCACGACGUCUUCACUGGCGGCGCAGAGCCCGUACCGCUGUUCACCCUCGAGUUCUUUGAGAAUCUUUCUGCGCUCUUGAAGCCCAAUGGCGUUGUUGCAAUUAACUACGCUGGCGAUUUUACACUCCCUCCUCCGGCAAUGGUCAUUCGAACUAUCCGGCAGGUGUUCCCGUCGUGCAGAGUCUUCCGCGAGAAUGCAAGGGAUGAAGACGCCGUGGAGAAAGAGGGCAGGGACUUCACCAACAUGGUCAUUUUCUGCACCAAGCAGCAAAGCAAGCUGACCUUCCGGAACCCCGUUGAAGGCGACAUGCUGAAGACCCAUUCGAGGAAAGCUUACCUGAUGCCCAAGCACGAAGUUCUGGAUGAAGAUUUCAUCGGCGUCGAGAAUGCUUCCAUUAUCAGGCGUAACGACACGCAAGAGCUGGUCAAGCACCACGAGAAGAGUGCUCUGGGGCACUGGUCAGUGAUGCGCUUCGUCUUGCCUGCGAAGAUUUGGGAGAGUUGGUAG
Messenger RNA from Thyridium curvatum, 1743 nucleotides. RefSeq lists its product as uncharacterized. Gene Ontology annotation, biological process: polyamine biosynthetic process. Lineage: Eukaryota; Fungi; Ascomycota; Sordariomycetes; Thyridiales; Thyridiaceae. The coding region runs from base 1 to 1743 and encodes 580 amino acids. The record is from RefSeq and is a predicted model, not a curated record. The transcript has 3 exons.